UAGCUUUAUAAGAAAGCUGCGGCUUUGCUUUUGACCGCUUCGUACACGAUGGCCAUAGCCAGGACUGCAGGUGGAAACGCCGCCUUCCACAACUUCCACAAUGACCUCACGCAUAUCCAAGAUCCGAACGAGCGGCGGCGACUCGCGCUGGCCCAGAUUGACGAAGCUCCGUUUGGGUGGUAUCAUGUGCGCGCGUGUGUUGUCGCCGGCAUUGGCUUCUUCACCGGUUCAUACGACAUUUUCGCGAUCAAUUUGGUCACUGCUAUGUUGGGCGUUUCUUUCUGGCAGAAUUCCACAUCUCAGGGCUUUAUUCCCAGUAACUCGGAUACGGCGAUCAAGGUUGCUACGUCUGGUGGAACGGUGCUGGGCCAGCUUUUCUUCGGUUACCUUGCCGAUGUUGUAGGUCGUAAGCGUAUGUAUGGGCUGGAGUUAAUCAUUAUCAUAUUUUCGACUCUGGCGCAAGCUCUCUCCUCAUCUUCACAGGCUGUCUCUAUUGUUGGGCUCAUCAUCUUCUGGCGUGUUCUCAUGGUG
Amorphotheca resinae ATCC 22711 is the source of this 531-nucleotide messenger RNA. RefSeq lists its product as hypothetical. NCBI's taxonomy places the organism in Eukaryota, Fungi, Ascomycota, Leotiomycetes, Helotiales, Amorphothecaceae. The coding region runs from base 101 to 403 and encodes 100 amino acids. The transcript is spliced from 2 exons. The record is from RefSeq and is a predicted model, not a curated record.